Molecule: messenger RNA, 1107 nt
Organism: Penicillium canariense
Lineage: Eukaryota; Fungi; Ascomycota; Eurotiomycetes; Eurotiales; Aspergillaceae
Exons: 4
Coding region: 1-1107 (368 amino acids)
Source: RefSeq, a predicted model, not a curated record
AUGCUACCAUUGGAGGGUCGCAGCAAGACCAUUGUCAUCGUCACCACCAUUUUCUUGGGGAUUUCCUUCAUUACGGUCUGCCUGCGAUGUUUUGUCCGACUCAAGCUUGUCAAGGCCUUUGGCUGGGAUGAUGCUUUGAUGGUUUUUGCGAUGUUCUUGAACAUUUUAUUUGCGCUAUGCGGGAUCACUGGCGCAUAUUAUGGAAUCGGCCAGAAGUUGGAGGAACUCUUGGAGCGCAAGACGAUGGAGACCGCCUUGUUUUGGUGGUGGCUUGGCCAAACUAGUUAUGUCUGGGUAUGCGCUAUCGCAAAGGUAUCGAUCGCUGUCGCUCUCCUCCGCCUAACUAUUGCUCGAAUUCAUGCGAUCAUUUUAUGGGCAGUCAUCGGGGUGACCACGAUUGUCGGUCUCGCCUUCUGGUUCAUGUUGACUCUUCAAUGCCAGCCAGUAUCCUUCUUCUGGCAGCAAGCUCGACUUUUGCCAGAUCCGACCGCGAACGUCCAUGGCCACUGCAUGAGCGUCGACAGCAUCAUCAUCGUCGCCUACGUCUACAGUGUCACCGCCACGUUGUGUGAUUUCAUUCUAGGAAUUCUUCCUGGGUUCCUUGUGUGGAAUCUCCAGAUGAACAUGAGGACCAAGGGCGCGCUGGCUGCUGUUUUGGGACUGGGUUGCAUUGCUAGCGCUGCGGUCAUCGUCCGUAUUCCUUAUCUUCAUGAUUACAAGAACCCUGAUUUCUUAUACGCCACCACCAACAUCUCAAUCUGGUCCAACGUCGAAGCCGGCCUGGGCAUCUCCGCGGGCAGUCUCGUUACACUCCGACCACUUUUCCGCUGGUUUCGUGAUCCCAGCUACGGGGGAACUCGGAGCAAGCGUACUGGCGGCAGCAUGCCGCUCUCCAGUGUGAACGCUGUCCGCUCGGAUCCCUCUGCGCCUCAGUAUUGGCGGCCGGAUCUGGAUCCGGAAGAUUCCCAUGCGGUUAUUACGACCGUCCAUACCUCAAAUCAAGGUAGUCGCUCAAGCAGUCAGGAAGAUCUUAAUCCGAAACAGGGUACAUUCUUUCGCGGUGUGAAUGUGCAGAAGACUUUCUUCGUCUCUGAGAGCGACGAAUAG